Gaeumannomyces tritici R3-111a-1 is the source of this 1074-nucleotide messenger RNA. RefSeq lists its product as hypothetical. Lineage: Eukaryota; Fungi; Ascomycota; Sordariomycetes; Magnaporthales; Magnaporthaceae. Gene Ontology annotation, cellular component: membrane. Gene Ontology annotation, biological process: transmembrane transport; carbohydrate transport. Gene Ontology annotation, molecular function: carbohydrate:proton symporter activity. The coding region runs from base 1 to 1074 and encodes 357 amino acids. The transcript is spliced from 6 exons. The record is from RefSeq and is a predicted model, not a curated record.
AUGCCGAAGUUUGUCGAGCAGUUUGGCGAGCUAAGCCCCGAGACCGGAAAAUACGUCCUCUCCCCCGAUCGUCUGGCGUACCUCAACUCGCUGCCCCUCAUCACAUACGCCUUUGGCGUUGUGCUCUCGAGCCGGCUUAGCGAGCGGUUCGGCCGACGGCUCGUGUUUCUCCUCAUGAACUCCAUCUGCGCUACCGGUGCCGCUGUUUCCUACACAUCCACGACCUAUGGCCAGAUCCUGGCCGGCCGCAUGGUUCUGCAGGUCCACAUCGGAAUGAAGGCAGCUCUUGUUCCCAUCUUCAUGGGAGAGCUAGCUCCCGCAGCGAACGAGAAGGCGGCCGAGAUGCUGUCGUAUAUCAACGGACUGAAGGAGGGUUUCGUGGUCGAGGACCAGAUCAAGCUCCUUGGUGAGGCUCUGGACGGCUCCGUGGAGCAGGGAAAGUGGGGCGACAUGCUCAAGGGUACCAACAAGAAACGCACCAUCACGGCAUGUAUCGCCGCUGCUUCUUCCAUGCUUACGGGGAUGAGCUUUGCCGCAAACUACGGUGCCAUUUUCCUCGCUCAGGUGAAUGUUCUGGACCCAUUCAUGAUCACCAUGGCGAAGCGGGCCGUUCUCCUUCUUGGUCCCAUCACGGUCAUGGCCUGCAUUGAUAGGUUGGGCCGACGCAUGCAAAUCGUGCCCUCGGAGAUCUCGCACAUCAGCCUGCGCGACAAGACAUCCAUGGUGUACUGGAUCGUGUCGGACGUGUGCAACUUCAUCGCAACCUUUACGCUCCUAUACCUGCUGCAGGCCCCGUAUGCGAAUCUGGGUGCCAAAGUCGGCUUCAUCUACGCCGCCACGUCCAUCGGGUUUCUGGUCUGGGCGUUCCUGUGCUACCACGAUCUGACCGGCAGAUCUUUGGAAGAGGUGGACGAGAUGUUUGAGGCCGGCGUCCCCGCCUGGCGGUCCAAAUCGUGGGUAUCGACCAGCAAAAUGGCGCAGCUCACGGCGAUGGAGAAUUCAAAAGGGGGUGUUAUCUUGGAUGAGAAGAAGGCUCUGGACGUGGAGGACGUCACAUAUGUGGAGAGGAAAUGA